AUUCCCCGGCGUGAAGUGUUCUUUGUUUGGAAGAGAGCGAAAACUGCUGCUUCGACGAAGAGACUGAAAACGAACUCUUAUUUUAAUUUUACCAUCGUUUAUAGUCUACUUCCUCUCAUUCGUCUUCUUUUCAUGCCCUAGAUCUUGAAAUCAAAUCAAGCAAUCGAAGUGAAAGAUCUCUUUGGGACGGAUUUAUUUCUUUCAGGGAUCUUUGGAUAUUGAUUUGAGUUGCAGAGGAUUGGAAACUUUUGGUUUGAGCUUCUAUUCAGCUUGGGGAAUGAUCAGGAUCUUUUAAUAAUUUAGUUGACUGAAGGCUCUGUAGGUGGAACUAUUAAUGGUUAAACCGUGAUCUGGUUUAUUCAAGAAUAUGAGAUGGUCUUAGAAUUUGAAACAGAGCGAACAUGGUUGGAGUUACUGUCAUGAUGUGAUUUUUCUAAAUGAAGACAGCUCAGGCGUGGCGGCUAGGCAUUGGGGAUUUCCAGAUCAUGCCUGCGCCGCGCCAGCGUCCUCCUUUAAAGGGGCCAGUGUGGAUUAUUGUCUUGGUUUCUUUCGUGAGCGUGCUGCUAAUUGGUGCAUACAUAUAUCCUCCCCGAAGCUCUGGAACCUGUUAUAUCUUUUCGUCAAAUGGUUGUAAGACUUUUGCCGAUUGGCUUCCACCUAUUCCUGCUAGGGAGUAUACUGAUGAUGAGAUAGCUGCUCGUGCUGUUAUUAAUGAUAUUUUGAGAGCACCACCUGUACAGUCAAAGAACCCGAAAAUUGCUUUCAUGUUCUUGACGCCUGGUACAUUACCUUUUGAAAGGCUGUGGGACAAGUUCUUCCGUGGCCAUGAAGAUAGAUUCACUGUUUAUGUACAUGCAUCUAGGGAAAAGCCAGUGCACGUGAGUCAGUAUUUUGUUGAUCGAGACAUUCGCAGUGACAAGGUUUCAUGGGGGAAAAUUUCUAUGGUCGAUGCUGAGAGGAGACUUUUGGCUAAUGCACUCCAAGACCCAGAUAACCAACAAUUUGUGUUACUUUCUGACAGUUGUGUGCCACUUCACGAUUUUGAUUACUUGUAUAAUUAUUUGAUGGAUACAAACGUAAGCUUUAUUGACUGCUUUGAGGAUCCUGGGCCCCAUGGAUCUGGCAGAUAUUCAGAGCAUAUGUUACCAGAGGUUGAGAAGAGGUAUUUUAGGAAGGGUGCACAGGUACAUCUCUGUUUAUGUAAAUGUAGUCAAGAUUCAGUUUAGGGUUCCUUCUUGCCAAAGAGUUU
This is a messenger RNA of Macadamia integrifolia, 1249 nucleotides long. Its product is annotated as glycosyltransferase BC10-like. The transcript has 6 exons. Gene Ontology annotation, cellular component: membrane. Lineage: Eukaryota; Viridiplantae; Streptophyta; Magnoliopsida; Proteales; Proteaceae. Gene Ontology annotation, molecular function: glycosyltransferase activity. The record is from RefSeq and is a predicted model, not a curated record. The coding region runs from base 438 to 1226 and encodes 262 amino acids.